This is a messenger RNA of Lichtheimia ornata, 819 nucleotides long. RefSeq lists its product as uncharacterized. Bases 1 to 819 code for a protein of 272 amino acids. The record is from RefSeq and is a predicted model, not a curated record. Gene Ontology annotation, biological process: positive regulation of transcription by RNA polymerase II. The transcript has a single exon. Gene Ontology annotation, cellular component: nucleus. Gene Ontology annotation, molecular function: DNA-binding transcription factor activity, RNA polymerase II-specific; sequence-specific DNA binding; zinc ion binding. NCBI's taxonomy places the organism in Eukaryota, Fungi, Mucoromycota, Mucoromycetes, Mucorales, Lichtheimiaceae.
AUGAAUGUCACCAUGCCUAUUGACAAGACUCGACGUAAACGCCUCAAAGUGGUGAGCGCUUGUGGUGAAUGCCGAAGGAAAAAGACAAAGUGCAACGGUGAAUCGCCAUGCAUUGGAUGUAUUAAGGCCAAAGUCGAAUGCAAGUACAUUACUUCUCACAAGGCUCGAGCUAUGGCCCGCCAAGCACCUGCAUCAGCAUCAUCCACAAUAUCAUCAGGCAGCAACAGCAGCAACAAUAACAGCUACAACGUCAAUGGAAUGAAUCCAUCAUCAUCGAAUAACAACAACAAGCCUACAGUGGAAGCUAUUGAAGAGCGACUAGGUGUGAUUGAAGACAUUUUACGUGCAUUGUUAAAGCAAGGACAAGAAAAUGGAGGCACACCACCACCUCCACCUCCAACAGCAUCCUCAUAUUCAUUACCUGUUUUUGAUUCCAGCGCGUCAUGCGGCGGCGGCGGUUAUCAUCACCCGCUACCGCCGAGUACGAUGGGCGGUGUGCAUGCUUCCCAUGUCCAAAAUUGGCAUUUUGCACGAGACCCUAUAGCACCCACUCCAAGACGCCCUAAUGGUAGUGGUUCAGCUUUCCAUUUGCCACCACUCACUUCAUCAUCAUCCAUCUCAUCAGCUUGCUCACUUUCAUCUUCUUCAUCAACAAGCACAACUUCUUCAGCAUCCUCCACCAGCGGUGGACCUGCCAUUCGUAAUUUACUCAAUGAUCAAGAUAUCGAUCUACCUACACCACCCCCAACUGCUUCUUUCCACAAAGAAGGCCAUGCGUACUAUCAUCGUUAUCAUUAUCAAUCCGAGAACAACCUGUGA